Molecule: messenger RNA, 3044 nt
Organism: Erinaceus europaeus (western European hedgehog)
Lineage: Eukaryota; Metazoa; Chordata; Mammalia; Eulipotyphla; Erinaceidae
Gene: PCDHB5
Product: protocadherin beta 5
Exons: 1
Coding region: 313-2775 (820 amino acids)
Biological process (GO): homophilic cell-cell adhesion
Cellular component (GO): plasma membrane
Molecular function (GO): calcium ion binding
Source: RefSeq, a predicted model, not a curated record
GUUAUAAUUUGGAGUGAAAUGACAAAUGCUGUUUGCACUAGUGAAAAAGCAAACGCCUGGUGGCGCUGCAGGCUAGGAGAAUGAAUGAAGGGGCUACUCCGUCGCUACUCCGGACGCCAUUAAGCUGGAAAUUAGAACACUGAAUACUUCCUAGGAGAAGGAAACAUUUUAGGAAUCAUCUAAUGACAGAAAUCUUCAGAAAAGCAUCCGUCUAGUACAAAGGGCAGAAAGAUUUAACUUCAGAUUAUUUAGCAGAUGAUCUAGGCUGAUUAUGCACCUAAUUUCCACACACACGUGGAUCGGGUCUGAACAAUGGAGACUGCGCUAGCAAACAUGACAUGGAAAAGGCAAGUUAUCUUUCUUGCUAUAUUGUUGUUGUUGUGGAAGGCUGACUCUGCAACAAUUAGAUAUUCCAUGCCAGAAGAAAUAGAAAGUGGCUCCUUUGUGGCCAACUUGGCAAAAGACCUGGGGCUCAGGGUGGCGGAACUAGCCACCCGGGGUGCGCGAAUUCACUACAAAGGAAACAGGCAGCUCUUGCAGCUAGAUACAAAGACCGGGGAUUUACUUCUCUUUGAAAAACUAGACCGGGAGAUCCUCUGCGGGCCAAAAGAUCCUUGUUUACUGCAUUUCCAACUGUUAUUGGAAAACCCAGUGCAGUUUUUUCAAGCUGAUUUGCAGCUUACAGAUAUAAAUGACCACUCUCCAGAGUUCCUAGAGAGGGAAAUGCUCCUCAAAAUUCCAGAAAAUGUCUUACCAGGGUCUGUGUUUCCUCUGAAAAUAGCUAAGGAUUUUGACAUAGGCAGUAACACUAUUCAGAACUAUACAAUUAGCCCGAACACCUACUUCCAUGUUGUCACUCAUAAUCGUGGAGAAGGCAAGAAAUACCCAGAGCUGGUGCUGGAUAGAGCUCUGGACCGGGAAGAGCAGUCUGAACUUAGUUUAACCCUAAUGGCGCUGGAUGGGGGGACUCCCCCCAGGUCGGGGACCACUGCAGUCCAUAUUGAAGUACUAGACAUCAAUGAUAAUGCCCCUGAGUUCUUACAGUCGCUCUAUGAGGUAAAGGUUGCCGAGGACAGUCCGCUAAACUCUUUAGUUCUCGCUGUUUCUGCUAGAGAUUUGGAUGAAGGGACAAACGGGAAUUUAGCCUACACUCUCUUUCAAGGUGAUAAAAGUCAACCUUUUGCAAUAGACGAAGUAACAGGAGAAAUUCGACUGAAAAGAGCAUUAGAUUUCGAGGCAAUUCAAUAUUACAGCUUGGAAACUGCAGCAACAGAUGGCGGGGGCCUUUCAGGAAAAUGCACUGUGGCUAUAGAGGUGUUGGAUGUGAAUGACAAUGCCCCAGAAUUGACUAUGUCUACGCUCAGCAAUUCUACUCCAGAAAAUUCCCCAGAGACUGUAGUAGCUGUAUUCAGUGUUUCAGAUCCUGACUCCGGGGACAACGGGAGGUUGACCUGCUCCAUCCCGAAUGAUCUUCCCUUUCUCUUGAAGCCCAAGUUGGAAAAUUUUUAUAUGUUAGUGACAGAGAGGCCGCUGGACCGAGAAGAGAGAGCCGAGUACACCAUCGUGAUCACGGUGAGCGACCUGGGCAGCCCGCGGCUGCAGAGCCAGCACCAGGUGACUGUGCGCGUGUCCGACGUGAACGACAACGCCCCCGCCUUCAGCCAGCGCGCCUACACCCUGCGCGUGCGCGAGAACAACAGCCCCGGGCUGGCGCUGGGCAGCGUGCGCGCCUGGGACGCGGACGAGGGCGCCAACGCGCAGCUCAGCUACUCGCUGCUGCCAUCGCCCUCGGCCCCGGCCUCGCCCUCGGCCUCGGCCUCGACCGGCCGCCCGCAGCAGCCGGCCCCGGGCGCGCUGGUGUCCAUCGACGCCGACAGCGGGCAGCUGUUCGCGCUGCGCGCCCUGGACUUCGAGGCGCUGCAGGCCUUCGAGUUCCUGGUGGGCGCCACGGACCGCGGGUCGCCGGCGCUGAGCAGCCAGGCGCGGGUGCGCGUGCUGGUGCUGGACGCCAACGACAACGCGCCCUUCGUGCUGCACCCGCUGCAGAACGGCUCCGCGCCCUGCACCGAGCUGCUGCCGCGCGCGGCCGGCGCGGGCUACCUGGUGAGCAAGGUGGUGGCGGUGGACGGCGACGCGGGCCAGAACGCCUGGCUGUCGUUCCAGCUGCUCAAGGCCACGGAGCCCGGGCUGUUCGGCGUGUGGGCGCACAGCGGCGAGGUGCGCACGGCGCGGGCGCUGAGCGAGCGCGACGCGCCGCGACACCGGCUGGUGGUGCUGGUGCGGGACAAUGGCGACCCGCCGCUGUCGGCCAGCGUCACGCUGCACGUGCUGCUGGUCGAUGGCUUCUCGCAGCCCUACCUGCCGCUGCCCGCCGCGCCCGACGCCGCCGCCGCCGCCGCGGGUGCCGCCGCCGCCGGAGCGCGGCCCGAGCGCCUGACCGUCUACCUGGUGGUGGCCUUGGCCGCCGUGUCGUCGCUCUUCCUGUGCUCGCUGCUGGCCUUCGUGGCCGCGUGCCUGUGCCGGCGGGCCGGGCGGGCUGAGGCGGCGGCGGGGGCGCUGGCGGGGCCCGAGGGACACUUUCCGGGACACCUGCUGGACGCGGGCGGCGCGGGGACCCUGUCGCACAGCUACCAGUAUGAGGUGUGUCUCGCGGGGGGCACCGGGACUAAUGAGUUUAGGUUUCUGAAGCCCAUUCUACCCAAUCUCCCAUCCCAGUGCCCUGGCGAAGAAAUAGAGGAAAACGCAGUUAUUCCAGUUAAUUUUGGGGUCAAUUAAAGAAUGUGAUCAUGAUGCUAUGUAUUUUGACAAAUAUCUCUAUUUUACCCCCUAAAUAUACAGUUUGAGACCAUCAUAGAUAACAUUCUCAUUUAUGAUAUAAUGCUUAUUUUCCUCUUGUAUUGAGUAUGUCUUCUAUACUUUAUAGUGCCUUUUUCACUCAAUGCUUUUAAUCACACAAUGCUAUUCUAAAUCCAUGCAUGCUCUUGAUUCUCCUUAAAACUCUGUUGCUUUUAUUAUUUGUUGUAAUAAACUGUCUUGAAAUCAAA